AUGUCUGCCCACCUGACCGCCGUCUACACGUCGCCCACAGCGACCAACACCUUCUCUUCCCCGCUCGAGUCCGCCCCCACCCAACACACCUCGUCCACAGACAAGUCGCAAUACCUCGCCGACUUGCGCCAAAAGGUUUCGCGCUUACAAGACGACAUCAACCAAUUCUUGACAGACAAGAUGGAUCAGGACAAGGCUGCCACUGACGCUCCCAACGACGACCACAGGGAAGAGGACAUGUACGGUGAGGAAGUCGUCGAUGAAGCCUGA
Aureobasidium namibiae CBS 147.97 is the source of this 270-nucleotide messenger RNA. RefSeq lists its product as uncharacterized. The transcript has a single exon. The coding region runs from base 1 to 270 and encodes 89 amino acids. The record is from RefSeq and is a predicted model, not a curated record. NCBI's taxonomy places the organism in Eukaryota, Fungi, Ascomycota, Dothideomycetes, Dothideales, Saccotheciaceae.